AUGCUCAGUAAUGUCAGUACUUCCUACAGACACAUCUCACAAACAACAGACACACCUCGCCAACACUACACACAUCUCACCAACAACAGACAUUUUAACAACAUCAGACACCUCUCACCAACAACAGACACAUCUCAUCAACAACAUACAUAUCUCACCAUCAACAGACACACCUCACCAUCAACAGGCACACCUCACCAACAACAGACACAUCUCAUCAUCAACAUACACAUCUCACCAUCAACAACAGACACACCUCACCAUCAACAGACACACCUCACCAACAACAGACACAUCUCACCAACAACAUACACAUCUCACCAUCAACAACAGACACAUCUCACCAACAACAGACAUAUCUCACCAUCAACAACAGACACAUCUCAUCAACAACAUACAUAUCUCACCAUCAACAACAGACACAUCUCAUCAACAACAUACAUAUCUCACCAUCAACAGACACACCUCACCAACAACAGCCACACCUCACCAACAACAGACACAUCUCACCAACAACAUACACAUCUCACCAUCGACAGACAUAUCUCACAAAUAACAGACACACCUCACCAACAACAGACACACCUCACCAACAACAGACAUAUCUCACCAACAACAGACACACCUCACCAACAACAGAUAUAUUUCAUCAACAACAGACACAUCUCGCCAUCAACAAACACAUGUAAUCAACAACAGACACACCUCACAAACAACAACAGACACAUCUCACCAACAACAGACACACCUCACCAACAACAGCCACAUCUCACCAAUAACAGACACAUAUUAACAACAGACACACCUCACCAUCAACAGACAUAUUUCAUCAACAACAGACACAUCUCGCCAUCAACAGACACAUGUCAUCAACAACAGACACACGUCACAAACAACAACAGACACAUCUCAUCAACAACAGAUACACCUCACAAACAACAGACAAACCUCACCAACAAUAGACACAUCUCACCAUCAACAGACAUAUCUCACCAUCAACAGACACAUCUCAACAACAACAGACACCUCUCAUCAACAACAGACACAUCUCACCAACAACAGACACACCUCACAAACAAUAGACACAUCUCACCAUCAACAACAGACACAUCUCACCAUCAACAACAGACACAUCUCACCAACAACAGACACAUAUCACCAACAACAGACACAUCUCACCAUCAACAGACACACCUCACCAUCAACAGACACCUCACCAACAACAGACACAUCUCACCAUCAACAUACACAUCUCACCAUCAACAACAGACACAUCUCACCAACAACAGACACAUUUCACCAUCAACAGACACACCUCACCAUCAACAGACACCUCACCAACAACAGACACAUCUCACCAUCAACAACAGACACAUCUCAUCAACAACAGACACACCUCAUCAUCAACAGACACAACUCACCAUCAACAGACACAUCUCACCAACAACAGACACAUAUCAACAACAGACACAUCUCACCAACAACAGACACAUCUCACCAACACCAUACACAUCUCACCAACAACACCAGACACAUCUCACCAUCAACAUAUACAUCUCACAAACAUUAACAGACACAUGUCAUCAACAACAGACACACCUCACCAACAACAGACACACCUCACCAACAACAGACACAUCUCACCAACAAGAGACACAUCUCACCAACAACAGACACACCUCACCAACAACAGACACAUCUCACCAACAAGAGACACAUCUCACCAAUAACAGACACAUCUCAACAACAGACACACCUCUCCAUCAACAGACACAUCUCACCAUCUACAGACACACCUCAUCGUCAACAUAUAAUCUCAUCAACAACAUACACAUCUCACCAACAACACCAGGCACAUCUCAUCAACAACAGACACAUCUCACCAACAACAGACACAUCUCAUCAACAACAGACACACCUCAUCAUCAACAGACACACCUCACCAUCAACAGACACAUUUCACCAACAACAGACACAUCUCACCAAUAA
Molecule: messenger RNA, 1989 nt
Organism: Ostrea edulis (European flat oyster)
Lineage: Eukaryota; Metazoa; Mollusca; Bivalvia; Ostreida; Ostreidae
Product: mucin-2-like
Exons: 1
Coding region: 1-1989 (662 amino acids)
Source: RefSeq, a predicted model, not a curated record